AUGCACUUUGUUCGCUUCUUUACGUACAUUGCUUCUUGUCUCUCUGUUACUCGUGCUUUCAGUGUGACUGUUGGGACUCCCACUCAAUGUGGUCCUCUCAAGAUCUCAUGGACUGGUGGGCAAGCGCCGUUUGAAAUACUCUUAACUCCCUAUUUAAAACCGUAUCAGAACGCAUCUGUACCAGCAUCAGCCUUUAAGAACGGCGUAGGCUCUUAUUCAAUACCACAAUUGACGUUGUCGGCUGGAACAUCGUUUCUACUCACUAUGUCGGACGCCACCGGAUUUGGUUCGGGUGGGACGACAAACCAAUUAACUGUUGGGAAUUCUGGAACCAACGAUUGCAACAUUCAAAAUUUGCCACCUCCUUACAUGUUCAUCUUGACUCCAACUCCGAGUCCGAUAGUGCAAUGCGGCAGUGCAGCUGCUGCCAAUGGUGCAGUCCUGCCCAUUACUAUUGCGCAACUUAUUCCUGGCGGACAACCAACCGUAUUAUAUUCCAAUGAAGACACUUUUACCUCAAGUGUCAAUGUUACAGGAGGGACGAGUCUCCUGUAUUUUGUCACCGACUCCAAGGGCAGACAAGGUGGGAGCUCUGGGUUGCUGCAGGUCUUAGAGCAGAGUAAUUUCACGUGCCUAAGCGCCAGCUCGCCGUCAUCCACUGCAGGCAUAUCGGCCACGGCUUUGCCGUCAUCUAGUUCAAGCAAUCCAUCAAGUAGUUCAUCAAACAAGGCUGCUCUUAUCGCAGGCGCGGGGGUCGGCAGUGCGGUGGUCCUUACUGCAUUGGUCAUCCUCGGCAUGUGCCUGUGGCGUAAACGGAAAGCAUCCCGCAUUCAGCCUUCUAAAAUCACCUAUUUUCAAGUGCAGGAUACAGACGAAGUCAGCCUUUACAGUGACGUUCUGCCAUCGCCAUCAUCAUCACCAUAUCCUGCCAGCUACCUUAACCCUGUCCACUUCUCAUCACCCGUUGAACCUGGAUCCCAAUCAAUUUCUUCCUCUUCCAGCGACGUCACAGUUAGGGAUCCUCCCACGCCCUUUCAUGUUGAGAGACAAAUUUCCCCUGACACAGAUAGCUUAGCUAUGCACGGAGCAUCUGGAAGUCAAUAUAUGGCGUCGACUAGCGCGCGAACAGCCUAUCAACCUCCUACUCAAAUCAUUGUGCAUACCGACGCUGAUGAUGUUGUGCCAGACCACAAUGGUUUGGUUGAACUUCCGCCGCAGUAUUCAGAUCAUCGGGAAAACCGUACCUUGGAAUCCAAGUCUGCGUCAUGA
Suillus plorans is the source of this 1269-nucleotide messenger RNA. RefSeq lists its product as uncharacterized. Lineage: Eukaryota; Fungi; Basidiomycota; Agaricomycetes; Boletales; Suillaceae. The record is from RefSeq and is a predicted model, not a curated record. The transcript has 6 exons. Bases 1 to 1269 code for a protein of 422 amino acids.